Trichosporon asahii var. asahii CBS 2479 is the source of this 1095-nucleotide messenger RNA. RefSeq names its product alcohol dehydrogenase (NADP+). Gene Ontology annotation, molecular function: alcohol dehydrogenase (NADP+) activity. NCBI's taxonomy places the organism in Eukaryota, Fungi, Basidiomycota, Tremellomycetes, Trichosporonales, Trichosporonaceae. The transcript has 2 exons. Gene Ontology annotation, biological process: alcohol metabolic process. Bases 1 to 1095 code for a protein of 364 amino acids. The record is from RefSeq and is a predicted model, not a curated record.
AUGAGCACACAGAAGAUCGGAGCCUGGGUCGGCAAGGACGCGAAGGACGCGAGCGAGGGCAACCUCUCGUUCCAGGAGAUUGACAGCAAGAAGUGGGAGGAGACCGAUGUCGAUGUCAAGGUGCUCUACUGCGGUAUCUGCGCGACGGACAUUGGUGGCCUGCAGGGCCACUACGGCAAGUUCUCCGAGUCCGACCCUGCCGUGUGCGGCCACGAGAUUGUUGGCGAGGUGACCAAGGCCGGCUCGCAGUCGGGCCGCAAGGUCGGCGAGUUCGUCGGCAUUGGCUACCAGACGGACUGCUGCGGCGCGUGUGGCAUGUGCAAGGGCGACCACCCCGACUGCUGCUCCCAGCUCGUCAACACCAUUGCGGGCCCCUACAAGCGCGACGCCGUCAAGGGCCAGCGCGCAUACGGCGGGUUCGCCAAGGUGUGGCGCGGCCCGGGUCGCUUCGCGAUCCCGCUUCCCGAGGGCGUUGACGCUUCGACUGCCGGCCCCCUGUUCUGCGGCGGCAUCACCGUCUUCACCCCGCUGCAGAAAUGGGGCGCGGGCAAGAGCCGCAAGCGCGUCGGUGUCGUCGGUAUUGGCGGAUUGGGCCACAUGGCGCUCCAGUUCGCGUCCGCCAUGGGCGCCGAGGUCACGGCCAUCUCGCGCUCGGACCGCAAGAAGGCCGACGCCGAGAAGCUCGGCGCGAAGCACUUCAUUGCCACGGGCGACGACACGGGCAAGGCGUGCGAGGCGCGUGCAGCCACCCUCGACCUCAUCAUCUGCACCAUCAACCCCGCCAAGCUCCCCGUGCAGGAGUACCUCCAGCUCUUGGCUCCCGAGGGUGUCUUCGUCAUUGUCGGUAUCCCCGAGCAACCCCUCGCCUUCUCUGGUCUCCCGCUCGUGAUCAAGAACGCGGCCGUUGCUGGCUCGCACAUCGGCUCGCCCGACCAGAUCACCGACAUGCUCAAGUUCUCCGUCCAGCACAAUGUCAAGCCCUGGGUGCAGAAGUACAACAUGGACGACAUCAACAAGGCCCUCAAGGACUUUAACGCCGGCAAGCCCGAGUUCCGCUUCGUCCUCGUCAAUACGGACAACGGCGGCAAGCUCUGA